ACUCAAAUCAAACUAUAGACGUUAGCUUCGGGGUCAUGCUAACAUUACAAGAUUGGAACAUUGCUUACAGUUGCACCACGAUGAGGCCAUUUCUCCACCCCAUAUUGUGAUAACAGACUCUUCCAAAGCCGGGAAGGUGAGAAGCCAGCAAACCAGAAGAUCACAGAGAAGAGGACGAGAGAAACAGAACAGCAUUACUUGGUCCCCUGCAAGGAAAUAGAAGCUGUCCAAGGUGAUAAUGCGGGAUCACACAUCCAGUGCUCAUGUGGAGGAGCUGUUGAGACAGUCUCAAAUGGAGUUACAGUGGAUCCAGAGACAGCUGGCCAUGAUCGCUGCCAGAAACAUACACCAUCACCACCUGCACACCAAGGGCAAGUCAAGAUAUGAAGUUUCAUCCCAGCAAGGUACUGGACUCUCAGUCUGCAAUGUAAGCCACUUACUUCGAUUGCUGGAGGAAAGAAACCGAGCUCUGAAGCUUGAAGUAGCUACACUACGCCAAGAGAAACAGCACUACAGAAAACUGAAAGCAAAGCUCCAUGCUGCCUUGCAGGAGAAAAAUCGUCUGAACCUUGAGCUAAUCAACCACCACCUAAAGGCAUCCAAGUAUGACCAGGUGCAAUCAGACUAUGACCAGCUGAGACAGACCUUUGCUGUAGUGAGCCAGGAGAGAGACGUGGCCCAGCAGCAGAGGAACCAACUCCAAGGCAAAGUGGAGAACCUGGAACAGGUUCUAAAGCAUAUGCAUGAGGCUGUAGAGCUGAAGCGUCAGCUGCAGAUAGAGCAUGAGCAAGCCUUGGUGGCCCUUCACACCAAACAGAAGGAGAUCAAUCUACUGCAAAAGGUUCAAGCUGACCAAGAGCAUGAGGAAGCAGUACGUCUGUUAGAGGUCAAGGUUUGUGACCUGGAGCAGAAAUGCAGGUCACAGAGUGAACACUACCACCAGCGGUCCAAAGAGCUGCUGAAUUUCCAUUUGCAAUCAGAUACUGUGGACCUUAAAAUUAAUCCCACAUCCUUAUCCCAGAUCCCCGUCUCAACAGAGAAGGAACUCUCACAAGUCACCAUUGGAUUUGAAGCCCAUCCUGAGGCAGGCGAUGAGAGCGCGGCAAACACGCCGCUUCUGAUCUCCCAGUUCUUGCCCUGCAUACCACAGACUGGAGACAGAGAAAGACCAGAACUGCUGUCUGUCAAAUUCAGCCCCGUGAAAACGGACCGCCCCAGCAGCCCUCGAAAGCUGACCCUGUUAGAGAUGGAGGAUGAGGUCAGCCCAUCACCCAGGUCCAAGCCUCGCUACACAGGCCAGGUCCGCCUUUGCACUGCCCGUUACAGUUACAACCCUUAUGAUGGACCGAACGAGCAUCCUGAAGCAGAACUACCCCUUGUGGCUGGAAAGUAUCUGUACGUCUAUGGAAACAUGGACGAUGAUGGCUUCUAUGAAGGGGAGCUGCUGGAUGGCCAACGAGGACUUGUUCCUUCCAACUUUGUGGAAUUUGUCCAGGAUAAGGAAAAACUAGCAAUUCAGUGUGGGGAUGGAGGGGAAGACCUGGGCACACUGGACCAUGCACCCCUGGCCUUGAUGGCAGUGGAUGGAGGUGCCUCCCAGGAUGGCCUCCUGGGAUCAGCUAACGCCUUGGUUCCCUGUAGCAAUGGGACAGGGGGGCCUCUGGACCUUGAGGACCUGGCUGAAGAUGUUGUGCCUUAUCCCAGAAAGAUCUCUUUGAUCAAGCAGCUGGCACGGAGUGUCAUUGUGGCCUGGGAGCCUCCACUAGUGCCUUUGGGCUGGGGGAGCAUCUCUGGCUAUAAUGUGUUAGUAGACGGGGAGCUUCGUGCCAGCAUAGUGUACGGUGGGCGGACGAAGUGUUUGCUGGAGAAGCUGGACCUGGACGGCUGCGUUCAUCGUGUGUCGGUCCAGAGUGUCACGGACCGGGGCCUGUCAGAUGAGCUGCGCUGCACCGUGCUGGUGGGAGCCAACGUGGUGGUGGCACCGUGUGGUCUGCGGGUGGAUGACAUCCAGCGUGACACUGCUGAACUCUCCUGGUUGCCUAGCAACAGUAACUAUGGCCACACCGUGUUCUUGGACGGGGUAGAGCAUGCAGUGGUAAAGCCAGGAAGGUAUAGACUACGGUUCCUCAACUUGAAGCCCCUGACAGUGUACAAAGUGACGGUGGUGGCACAGCCGCACCAGGUGCCAUGGCAACUGCCGCUGGAGCAGAGAGAGCGGAAAGACGCUGGUGUGGAGUUCUGCACUCAGGCUGCAGGCCCUCCCCAGCCUCCCCAAGAUGUACAGGUGCACUGUGGGCAGGCUCCAGGAAUCCUACAGGUCCGCUGGAAGCCCCCUGUCCUCUCUCCCACGGGCACAUCUAAUGGGGCAAACGUUGUUGGCUACGCAGUCUGCACUAAAGGACAGAGGAUUGCUGAGGUGUUGUACCCAAUGGCAGACUACGUUACUGUUGAGCUGACAAGGAUUCAGUGCCUGGAGGCCAGGGAAGUCAUCGUAAGGACGCUGUCAGUACAGGGAGAAUCCCAGGACUCCCAAGUCGCCGUCAUUCCAAACAACCUGCUCGUGCCUCUACCUGCGCUUCCCCUGCCACCACCAAUGCACCCCCACGCAGGCCCCCCUCCACACCCUCAUCCUCAACCCCACCUCCAAUCCCCUCACCUGCCUCAUGCCACACCCCAACUUCCUCCUCCACCCCAGGCACUUGGACAACCACAUCCUCCACACCCUCAACCCCAUCCCAGACUUCCCCAUCCAGGUGGACCCACGCAACCCAUGCUUCGACCCCCACAUCCUCAACCCCAGCCCCUACAUCUUCAGCCUCACCCGCCCCACCAAGGUCCCAGGCCCCAGCACCAACUGCCUCUGCUACCCCAUCCCCAACACCACCCUAUACCUCAGAGACCAGUAUGUGCCAGAGACCUGGAUGCCAAAGAGCACGCGACCCACCACGGGGGAGCUAUUCCACCUGGCCAGCCUGGCUGGGACCCCACACGCUCUCCCUCUUCCCAGCCUCCUGUGCCAACGCAAGGCCACACCCUUGAGGCCCCGCCCCCUCCCAAUCCGCGCUCCCCAUCCCCCCAGAGGAUUCUUCCGCAGCCACGGGGCACGCUUAUCCCGGACACUGUGGCCAAAGCUAUCGCCCGAGAAGCAGCGCAGAGGGUGGCAGCAGAAAGUGGCAAGGGGGACAGGAGGCAGGGCAGAUACGGAGAGCAGGGUCAUUCAUUUCCCCAGCAUCACUCUGAUGAGGAAGAGGAAGAUGAAGAAGGCUUUGUGCACGGCCGACGGAGAGGACCCUCCGUUGAUGAGUUCCUCAGAGGCUCUGAGCUGGGGAGGCCGCCUCACUAUAGUCACAAUGAAGAUUAUCACAGCGAAAGCAGCCGGGGCUCUGACCUGUCUGACAUCAUGGAAGAGGAUGAGGAGGAGCUGUACUCUGAGAUGCAGCUGGAAGAGGGACGCCGACGCAACUCGCACAACACACCCAAGACGAACACUCCGGCUGGAGGCCGUCAUGACCGUGAGACCGGGAGAAGAAUUCAUCAUGGCGGCUCCCAGCCUCAGAGACGACCUCUAAUGGUCCCCUCCAUUGAGGUAACCUCUGAGAAUAACAGUGAGGGAAACCUCUCCCCAAUCAACGAGGAUGUUUACUAUGGCAGAGUAGCUCGGCACAGGACGUGGUCAUCCCGCAGGCACAUGGGCGGCACCAGGUCUCCCCAUGAUGGCUACAGGGAUCGGGAUCGCCGCUCUCCCACGUACUAUGAUGAGUCAGAGCCAGAGGAGUCCUUCCGCAUCUUUGUGGCCCUCUUUGACUAUGAUCCUCUGUCCAUGUCCCCCAACCCAGAUGCAGCUGAUGAGGAGCUGCCCUUCAAAGAGGGGCAGAUCAUUAGGGUGUAUGGCGAUAAAGAUACAGAUGGGUUUUACAGAGGAGAAGUGAGGGGCAGGAUGGGGCUGAUACCCUGUAAUAUGGUGUCAGAAAUACGAGCGGAGGACGAGGAGACAUUGGACCAGCUCAUCAAGCAGGGCUUCCUGCCGCUCAGCACCCCUGUGGACAGAAUAGAGCAGAACAGAAGAGGUCUCCGUCGAGAUCAGGCCUCGAGGAGGAUGGUGGCUCUGUACGACUAUGACCCCAGAGAGAGCUCCCCUAAUGUUGAUGUGGAGGCUGAGCUGACCUUCUGUGCUGGUGACAUUAUGGCUGUCUUUGGAGAUAUUGAUGAAGACGGAUUCUAUUAUGGUGAGAUCAACGGCCACCGUGGCCUGGUUCCCUCUAACUUCCUGGAAGAAGUGCCUGAUGAUGUGGAGGUGUAUCUGACCGAUAUUCCGUCCCACUACCCCCAGGAAGAGUCUGCAACCCGGCCCCCUGCCAACUCUGCCGCCUCCAUCUCAGAGGGCAAACGGGUACAUCAUCAUCGCCGCUCUCAGCGCUAGGCCCUGUGUUCAUCCAUCCUCCGUCCUCUCUCUUGAUUUCCGUCUCUCGCUUCCUCCACUUGCCGUCUGUGUGCUGUUCAUUGUGUGUGUUUGUCCAUGUGGUGACAGUGGUGACUCUUUACAAACUAACAACCCCCAACCUCCCUCCUCCCUCCUUCUCACCCUUUGGAAAAGGGGACAAAAGUCCAGUGUUAACACCUUCCUGAGUCUCAGAGAAAGGAAGAAGCAAAGCCUGACACGGACAGAGAGAGGAUAGACUGUGGGAGCUCUGCGCGUGAUUUAUGCAUGUAGCACUGGUUAAGGAGGACUUGAAAAAGGCUGAACUCAUUCCUUACACAAGAUAAUUUGGUACCUCUUUGCACUGAAACACAAAAUCAAAUUGUGGUUAUUGUGUAUAAUGAUAAUAAGAAGAAAGUGCUUUAUUAACACAUAACAAUUGCUACCCAAUGACACUGAAAUAAAUUAUUUGAGAAGAAAACUAUAAAGAUGAAAAAGAGAGAAAAGCAUGCCUUUUUCAAACUUGAUACAUUUUAUAAUAACUUUCUUGGCCUGACUGCUGUAUUUCCUUAAAGAGGCGUUGUUCCUUUAUGUAUAUUGCACACACAUCAAAUCUAUUUUUCAGCCCUGUUGACAGUGGAUAUGCCAUGUUUGCUCUGAGCUCGAGAGACAAAACUAAUCGCAGCACUGAUACAUCCAUAUUGUGUUGUUACAAUGGAACAAUAAAAGAAAAAAAUUGGAUAUUAAAACAAUUCUUUUUUUGCA
Messenger RNA from Micropterus salmoides (largemouth bass), 5182 nucleotides. RefSeq names its product RIMS-binding protein 2-like. The record is from RefSeq and is a predicted model, not a curated record. NCBI's taxonomy places the organism in Eukaryota, Metazoa, Chordata, Actinopteri, Centrarchiformes, Centrarchidae. The coding region runs from base 239 to 4420 and encodes 1393 amino acids. Gene Ontology annotation, biological process: neuromuscular synaptic transmission. Gene Ontology annotation, molecular function: protein binding. The transcript is spliced from 25 exons.